Molecule: messenger RNA, 1391 nt
Organism: Pogona vitticeps (central bearded dragon)
Lineage: Eukaryota; Metazoa; Chordata; Lepidosauria; Squamata; Agamidae
Gene: BFSP2
Product: beaded filament structural protein 2
Biological process (GO): intermediate filament organization
Cellular component (GO): intermediate filament; cytoskeleton
Molecular function (GO): structural molecule activity
Source: RefSeq, a predicted model, not a curated record
GUCCUGUGGUGCAGCAUGCCCUUACCGAGGCACAGGGCUUCCUUUCUGGGGCAACAGCCCUCGACCUCCACAGCUGAAAGCUCUGGGGCCACAGCCCGUAAGUUUAGCAUUGGCAAAGGAGGAAGCCUUUCGAGACCGUCAGGUGUUUAUGUGGGCACUGUACCUACAGGAGGUGUAAGCAGCCUGGGUACCCGGGUGUCUCGCCGAGCUCUGGGUAUAAGCAGUGUCUUCUUACAAGGUCUCCGUAGUUCUUCUUCUGCCAUACCACUACCCCAAGGGCUGGAAAGGGGACGAGGCCUGUCCUAUGAGAGCCUGGACGGGUGUCUGGUGGACUACAUUGAAAAAGUGAAAGCCUUAGAACAGGUGAACCAGGAACUUGAGGAACGCAUCCGAGCUUACCUGGCUAAGAAGUCUUCCAGUGCCAACAGCUGGGUAGCCUUGAGAGAGAACUGGGAGACCAUCUACCACCAAGUCGGGGAAUCGGUCCUGGAAAAUGCUCGGCUCAUGUUGCAGACAGAGAAUAUUCAAGCCUGUGCUGAAGAUAUUAAGGACAGAUAUGAAAAUGAACAGCCUUUCCGAAAGGCAAUAGAAGAUGAAAUCACCUCUCUCUAUAAAGUGAUUGAUGAUGCUAAUUUGACCAAGGUGGACUUGGCGAGUCAGAUUGAAAACAUGAAAGAAGAACUAACUUUACUGUCAAAGAAUCAUGAAGAGGAUGUCAAGAUGCUUUACAAGCAGCUGGCUGUCUCAUCACCUGAAGAACUAGAUAUUCCCAUUGGAAUUGGCCUAGAUGACAUCUUGGAGAAAUUUCGGAAUCACUGGGAGAAAGAUAUUGAACGGAACCGUACUGAGACAGGUGCCCUACUUCAUGCCAAGCCACUUACAGAAACAACACCUACUGUACGAACCCAAGAGGAAGAAUUGGUUGAAUCUCUGAGGGUAGAGUUUCAUGAAACAGCUUGCAAAAUACAAAGUCUGCAAGCAGAGACUGAAUCAUUGAGAACACUGAAGAGAGGGCUGGAGAACUCUCUCUAUGAUGCCAAACAUUGGCAUGACAUAGAACUUCAGAAUCUAGGUUCUGUCAUCACCAAGCUGGAAGCAGAAGUAGGAGAAAUCCGCAUGGAGACUGAGCAGCAGCAAAGGGAUCGUGACACUCUGCUGGUCAUUAAAACACAGCUAGAGAAAGACAUUGCUGCAUAUCACUGCCUUCUGGACAAAGAAGAGAGCAGCUGAUUUUCAUAUUUAUUCUCUUCGGGAGACAACCAAUAUAAUUCAAAACAAGAUAAUAUCCUCAUUGGCAAAAGUGUCGGUGGAAAUGAGAAGACAGCCAACACAGACUGCUUCAGCUUCAUUCAUCAAUCCAAAUAGGGCAGAACUUUAUCUGCUAUACAAGG